AUGAAUUGCAUGAAAUCUGCAGUAAAAGGCAGCAACAGUUCAAGUGUUCACAAACCCUCCAAAGGUGGCUGGAAUGCUGCCAUCUUCAUCAUAUUUGUGGAGAUGGCAGAGAGAUUUGCGUUCUAUGGCUUAGUUGGGAACUUAAUAAAUUUCCUUACCAAUGUUUUGAAAGAGCCAAUAGUGAGAGCUGCACAGACUGUGAACAUAUGGGGUGGCGUCUCCCUCGUGUUUCCUUUGGCGGGAGCCUUCAUUGCUGAUUCAUACCUUGGUCGUUUCAUCACCAUCAUCAUCUCUUCCAUCAUAUAUCUCUUGGGAACGGUUUUGUUGACAGUAUCAGCGUCGCCAGUGAUUUCUGUGCAGAAUCGAAGGUUAGUGUUUUUCAUAGCACUUUACACAUUAUCGAUGGGAGAAGGAGGACACAAGCCAUGCAUUCAAACAUUUGCUGCUGAUCAAUUCGACGAGUCAUCGCCUCAAGAGAUUAUGGCUAAGACUUCCUUCUUCAAUUGGUGGUUCUUGGGCAUUGUCUUUGGUGCUUUAUCUUCAGCGGUGGGUGUUACUUAUGUCCAGGAUAACAUAGGAUGGGACAUAGGGUUUGGCAUUAUAGCCGCGGCUAUGGCCAUCGCAUUUGGUAUUUUCUUGAUAGGGAUAAAGAGGUAUAAAAAGCAAGGGCCACUUGGCAGUCCUUUCACUACAGCGGCGCAAGUGGUAGUAGCCGCGGUUCGAAAGCGGCGCGUGGAUGAGACUCGUGAUGGAAGAGGUAUUUGUUAUGGAGAUACUGCCAAUGGCAGCAUACUUGGGGGGCCUCAAUUUAAGACCCUUGCUCGCACUGAACAUUUUAGGUAUUUGGACAAGGCAAUGAUAAUUGAUGAUAUCGAUGCAUCAAGCAACACAAGAAACCCUUGGAGGCUAUGCACAUUAAACCAAGUAGAAGAAAUGAAGUUAGUGUUUGGCCUCAUACCCACAUGGCUAGCAUUCUUGUUCCUCAGUGUAAUUGAAGCUCAAGUAGGAACCUUCUUCACCAAACAAGGCAGUACAAUGGUGAGAUCUAUUGGACCCCACUUUAAUAUCCCCCCAGCAUCACUCUUAGCCUUCCCUUGCCUAGCAUCUAUCAUCGUAAUCCCAAUCUAUGACAAAUUCUUUGUUCCUCUUAUGAGGAAAUUCACAGGCAAACCCACAGGGAUCACAAUACUUCAAAGAAUAGGCAUUGGACUGUUCAUUUCUAACUUAUACAUACUUGUGGCUGGCCUAGUUGAGGCCAAAAGGGUUAAAUUAGCAAGUGAGCACAAUCUCUUGGACGAUUCAGAAGCAAUAUUGCCAAUUAGGGUUUGGUGGUUGCUUCCUCAAUACAUUCUUUGUGGGGUUUCCGAGGCUUUUGCGAUCGUGGGUUUUCAGCAGUUGUUCUACGAACAAAUGCCAGAAUCUAUGAGAAGCAUAGGGGCUGCACUUUAUAUUGGUAAUUUUGGGGUUGGAAGCUUUAUAAGUAGUGGUAUUAUAUCUAUUGUGGAGACAACAAGCAAAGGGAAAUGGCUUGGGAAUCAUCUGAAUAGGUCACGCCUUGAUUAUUUUUAUUAUUUGCUUGCUGGUUUAGGGUUUUUGAAUUUAGGUCUUUAUGUCGCCGUUGCAAAGCGAUACGUGUACCAAAAAGCCUCUGAAAACUACAAUUUAUAG
Messenger RNA from Neltuma alba, 1668 nucleotides. Its product is annotated as protein NRT1/ PTR FAMILY 5.4-like. Lineage: Eukaryota; Viridiplantae; Streptophyta; Magnoliopsida; Fabales; Fabaceae. The coding region runs from base 1 to 1668 and encodes 555 amino acids. Gene Ontology annotation, cellular component: membrane. The transcript has 5 exons. Gene Ontology annotation, biological process: oligopeptide transport; transmembrane transport. Gene Ontology annotation, molecular function: transmembrane transporter activity. The record is from RefSeq and is a predicted model, not a curated record.